Mus pahari (shrew mouse) is the source of this 4352-nucleotide messenger RNA. It is a transcript of the gene Eya1, whose product is annotated as EYA transcriptional coactivator and phosphatase 1. The coding region runs from base 623 to 2398 and encodes 591 amino acids. Gene Ontology annotation, biological process: positive regulation of DNA repair; cell differentiation; negative regulation of extrinsic apoptotic signaling pathway in absence of ligand. NCBI's taxonomy places the organism in Eukaryota, Metazoa, Chordata, Mammalia, Rodentia, Muridae. The record is from RefSeq and is a predicted model, not a curated record. Gene Ontology annotation, cellular component: nucleus. Gene Ontology annotation, molecular function: protein tyrosine phosphatase activity. The transcript has 18 exons.
UCAAUUGUUGCAUUUAAGCCAAUAAGGUUAGGACAAGAGACUAGCUGUGGUUUGCGUUGCAAAAACAAAACAAAACAAAAAGCCCCGAGGCUUCGUGGGCAGACCUACAAGGCUGCGCAAACAAAUCGGGGGAUGAGAUUUUGCUGUUUCUUUGUCUAGGCGUCUCAGAUGCUAUCUGCCGCUGCCGUUCGCUGGGGCGCAAAGCCGUUCCCAAACAGACCGCGGCGAGCUGAUGGCUCCGAGCUUGCGGCGAGGUAGCGAGUGUGCAGGGCCACUUCCGACUGGAAGCCUUCCUGUGGCGGUGCGCGGUGGCGGGGUCCUUCCUGGGGAAGGCGAUCGCGCUCAGUCGCUCGGCAGCCCGAGCCUGCAGCAGCGCCCGGGCGCAGUCCCCGGGAGCCGGGCAGUCCCCGGCCUCCGCGCUCCGCAGCCAGCCGCGCCACAGCGUCUCUGAGAGCUCCCGGGUUCCCGUGUUCCUGCGCAGCAGCCAAACUAUGUCAGGAAUGGAGGUCUGCUAACAGAAAACUCGAAGGAGCACACUAAACCGGUGGAGGCAGCAGAUGUGAGCGCUGUGCAAACGUCUCACACCAGUUCCGAUGUUGCUCUUUCCUCAAGUUGCAGGUCUAUGGAAAUGCAGGAUCUAACCAGCCCGCAUAGCCGACUGAGUGGUAGUAGCGAAUCCCCCAGUGGUCCCAAACUCGAUAGCUCUCAUAUAAAUAGUACUUCCAUGACUCCCAAUGGCACCGAAGUUAAAACAGAGCCAAUGAGCAGCAGCGAAAUAGCUUCAACAGCAGCAGACGGGUCUUUAGACAGUUUCUCAGGUUCAGCUCUUGGAAGCAGCAGCUUUAGUCCCAGACCAGCUCACCCGUUCUCUCCGCCACAGAUUUAUCCUUCCAAACCAUACCCACAUAUUCUCCCUACCCCUUCCUCACAAACUAUGGCUGCAUAUGGGCAAACACAGUUUACCACAGGAAUGCAACAAGCCACAGCCUACGCCACGUACCCACAGCCGGGACAGCCCUAUGGAAUUUCCUCCUAUGGUGCAUUGUGGGCAGGCAUCAAGACGGAAGGUGGAUUGUCACAGUCUCAGUCACCUGGACAGACGGGAUUUCUUAGCUAUGGCACAAGCUUUGGUACCCCUCAACCUGGACAGGCACCGUACAGCUACCAGAUGCAAGGUAGCAGUUUUACCACCUCAUCAGGAUUAUAUGCAGGAAAUAAUUCACUCACCAAUUCCUCCGGAUUCAACAGUUCACAGCAGGACUAUCCAUCUUAUCCAGGCUUUGGCCAGGGUCAGUAUGCACAGUAUUAUAACAGCUCGCCGUAUCCAGCACACUACAUGACAAGCAGUAAUACCAGCCCCACUACGCCGUCCACCAAUGCCACUUACCAACUCCAGGAACCACCUUCUGGCGUCACAAGUCAGGCGGUCACAGACCCCACAGCAGAGUACAGUACAAUCCACAGUCCUUCAACACCCAUUAAAGAGUCUGAUUCCGAUCGACUGCGUCGAGGUUCAGAUGGGAAGUCACGUGGCCGAGGCAGAAGAAACAAUAAUCCCUCACCUCCCCCGGAUUCUGAUCUUGAGAGAGUGUUCAUCUGGGACCUGGACGAGACCAUCAUUGUUUUCCACUCUUUGCUCACGGGGUCCUAUGCCAACAGAUACGGGAGGGAUCCACCUACUUCUGUUUCCCUGGGACUGCGAAUGGAAGAGAUGAUUUUCAACUUGGCAGACACACAUCUAUUUUUCAAUGACCUAGAAGAGUGUGACCAAGUCCAUAUAGAUGAUGUUUCGUCAGACGACAAUGGCCAGGACCUGAGCACAUACAACUUUGGAACAGAUGGCUUUCCUGCUGCAGCCACCAGUGCUAAUUUAUGCCUGGCAACUGGUGUCCGAGGUGGUGUGGACUGGAUGCGGAAACUGGCCUUCCGCUACAGACGAGUAAAAGAGAUCUACAGCACCUACAAAAACAACGUGGGAGGUCUGCUUGGUCCAGCUAAGAGGGAAGCCUGGCUCCAGCUGAGGGCUGAGAUCGAGGCACUCACAGACUCCUGGCUGACUCUGGCCCUGAAGGCCCUCUCCCUCAUCCACUCCCGGACGAACUGUGUGAAUAUUUUAGUAACAACUACCCAGCUCAUCCCAGCAUUGGCAAAAGUCCUGCUAUAUGGAUUAGGAAUUGUGUUUCCAAUAGAAAAUAUUUACAGUGCAACUAAAAUAGGAAAGGAGAGCUGUUUUGAGAGGAUAAUCCAAAGGUUUGGAAGGAAAGUGGUGUACGUUGUCAUAGGAGAUGGCGUGGAAGAAGAACAAGGGGCGAAAAAGCAUGCUAUGCCCUUCUGGAGGGUCUCCAGUCACUCGGACCUCAUGGCGCUGCAUCAUGCCUUGGAAUUAGAGUACCUGUAACAGCUUCCUGCCAACUUGACACUGCACAACUGCCCCGUGGCCAGAGAUAACCCAGCAGGCUUUGUCUUCGUGUGUCAGUGCUGGACUUGGGGAUAUGCCAGUUUCAGCAUCUGGAUGCAUAGCUGCUGCGGGCUUACUGCUCCCCGCGGGGUUAAUGGAGGACCAUGUGUAUGCUGCAGAACAGCUGUUGACUCUAGAACUGUGAAUCCAGUGAAAGGAAGCCAUGAGAAGGUUCUCGCACAGUGUGGUGUGUCUUGGCUACAUUAACUACAUGGUUCAAACCUGUGAAGAAAAGACCUACAGACACUUUGGUUUUUGGCAAAUGUGAUAACAAAUAGCAUCUGUGAUCCAACAAACUUGAUCCCACAACAAAGACGACUCACAUGUGUCGCCUGGACAACCAUGGAGCUAUUUUAUUUUCUCAAAGGUUUACUUUUUGGUGUCUCCCACCCAGGGCAAUCUGUACUUCACUACUUAUUUAUGAAAAAGACUUUGGAAAAACAGAUUUGCUGAGGUAUAAUUCAUAUACCAUAUGAUUCACCAAGACAGACUUCUUGGCUUCAAAUAGUUGAAGGGACAAUAGCAUAAGAAAUAAUCAAUAAAGGGCCUUGGCCUGACAGUACAGCAAGUACUUUGAAUUUUAGCACAUUGCAAAGUAGUUUAAAGUAUGUCUAAUUUAAAUGUGUAAAAUGUACAUCACUGAGACAAUCGUGUACAGAAGGAAUUUUUGGUGUAAAUUUGUAAUAAUGGAUGAUUCUUACACAUUCUGUUUAGGGAAUGCUAUUAUGAGGUAGAAAUGCUUUCCUAGGAAGCUUGGGCACAAACUCCUGCAGUGCCUUAUCUAAGGAUUGGGUAUAAAUAUUGUAGAUAAUGGAUCUUUUUGAUAAUGUUAUCUAAGACCAAAAGCAUGAAUGUCAAGUGUCAACAAGGAUUUUAUUUUCUUAGUCUUUUAUCCCAUUCAUUUUUCUAAUUUGUGUACGUGAGUGUGUGUGUGUGUGUGUGUGUGUGUGUGUGUGUGUGUGUGUUGGUUAGUUAGAAGGGACUUGAUAAAAAUAACAGUGGCUCACAACUGAAAAGUUUUGAAGUCUUCCCGACCACCUCCCCGACUUUCUCAUUUCAACACUAAUGUAUUAUAUGUAACUACUUGGAAAAGAAUGACUAUUCAAACACUUCAUCCCACAGAAAGACUAUAGAUGAUAGAUAUAUUUUAUUAAUAAAAUUAACUGGAGCCUAGCAGAGUCUCCAUGCACUCAGAAUGAUGACUGUGUCUGGGAUUCUUGUUUAUAUCAACGAGGACUUUACUACAUACCUGGGUCAGCUGCACUUCCCAUCCCACCUCAUACGCUUUCCUUCCCACCCAGACAAGGUUCAGUGCCCUAUGGUGAGUUGGCCAUCAUCAGAAACACUAAUGUUGCUCUCUUCAUAUGACAAGACAGACAUAAACCUGGAGGGGGAUGGGGGAAAUGCAAAAAUGAUCAUGUUUGUCAUGUUAUAAAAAAGAUUCUUCCAAAAUGAUGAAUUUGUAUACGGACAGGAGUCUUUCUCAUUGUGGUCUUUGUGUUGCCAUGAAAUUCCCCUUUGGAUCAAUUUUAGUUUAUAUUAUUAAUAAGUUAUUAAUAAUAUUAUUUAAUAUUGGGGGCAGCAGGUUUGACCCAGAGUAGCAGAAAAACCACCCUACUUUUUUCUAUUCUAAAAGUCCAUGUUGCUGCUAAAAUUAGUCAUUGUAAAUUCUCCAAACUGUUAAAAACAAAUACUCUAUUGUUUCUCCCCUGAUGCAGACAGAAAUGGCCAGUGUUGAAACCUCUUCAUUUGACGCUGUUGUACUCUGCAGACUGAAAAGACAGCCUUGACCUUGGCCUUACUGUAAACAGGUGUGCUGUGUCCACGAUUGUGUACAGAACUUAUUUUCUUUAUUAAUUUUGUGUUUAAAUUAAUAAACUUGAUUUGUGCAGUA